Fimicolochytrium jonesii is the source of this 4605-nucleotide messenger RNA. Its product is annotated as peptidase family M1-domain-containing protein. Gene Ontology annotation, cellular component: cytoplasm. Gene Ontology annotation, molecular function: metalloaminopeptidase activity; peptide binding; zinc ion binding. The transcript has 7 exons. Bases 1 to 4605 code for a protein of 1534 amino acids. Gene Ontology annotation, biological process: proteolysis; peptide catabolic process. Lineage: Eukaryota; Fungi; Chytridiomycota; Chytridiomycetes; Spizellomycetales; Powellomycetaceae. The record is from RefSeq and is a predicted model, not a curated record.
AUGGCUCGGCAAGGCAACACCAGAAACACCCACAGCCCUGUUGACAGCGAGGUCACCCUCGACAUCUUACCUACGACGAGGCCAGAACAGCCGCCAUUGGAAUGGGAACCCUGUGCGCCGCUGAGGGUCUCGCCGCGUGUUGCUGAGUUGGUUGAGCCUUUCUCAUUUGUUAUCGCGGCUGCUGUUUACAGUUGGUUAAUGGUUGCGGGAGUGAAGCUUCCCGACCAACUCCUGUUGUCGACCGCCACCAUACCCGGCUUCGUGCUGCUCGGCUUCGCCGUAGUGCUAUCACCUUUACUCUUUCUUCAUCUUUACAUCAAAUACGGACGUAAAGCCAUUGGAAACCGCCAUGUGGUUGGGGUCAAGAAACCCGUGACAAUCAUCAACCCAGGGCUGGAAAAGGCAUCCAACGCUGUCAUCCGGUUGGGCCUCUCCGCAGCGGCAACCCUGUGCGCUGGCUAUGGGAGAAGUAUCCUCACCGCAGUCUUGGCAUCGCUCUUCGCUCUCGCUGUGCUUCGCUGGUAUUUCAUCGACAUUCGCGAAGCAAUCCCAGGCAACAAAGCCAACGGCCGCUGGCAAAAGCCCAUUCGUGCGAUCAACGUCGAGACCGGGCGGAUCGAGCUCCUCAAGUGUGGCGCAAGCACAUCCUAUGCGGCGCUUCCAUCUGCCGCACUGACCAACGCUGAACGCAAUGGGGCGCACACUCACAUGCAAUGCGCCUGCGGCGAUGGAAAGCAGCGAAAGGGGGAGACUGGGUGCAUCUUUUCCGAGGACUUUGGGGUUGCUGCACCAUUGGUGUGCAUCGCCCGCGGCGAAGCCCGCGUCCUCAAAUGCAAGUACCUGUACAUCCCGCGGCUGGAUAACGAAGUCAAAUCCGUCGGCAACCCAGCCAAGCGAAGACACGCCGAGCGAAAGACUCUCAUAGACUCAACCCGCGCUCUCCGCUUCAAAAACGCUCGUGCUGUUAUCAUCCCCAUCCUAGGGUGCCCUGCAAUCGUUUCCGCCCUGAGAACGUCCCUCUCAGCACGCAAGCGGCCCUGGUAUCGCAGGCUUCAUCGGCCUUGGUUUCGCAUUUCGGUUCAUAACACCGUUGAACACAAUGUUGUCGCGGGCACUGGAACUGUUACCCCCACCUGCGACUCGAUCGAGGCGUGUUGGGAGAACAUCAAGUCGGAAAUUGACAUGCAAUUCUCAGACAGCUUCUCUCUGCAAGAGCUCAUGUACCCGAAGGUGAACGUUGUCGUUUUCGGCGGUGGUCACCAACGAGGGCAACUGCCUUUGAACCAAACCUCAACGUCGGCCGGCUAUUGCGAUUGGAUUGACGGCUUGCAUUCCCGCCAGAAGGGAUGGAGAUCUGCAUGCGCCGGAACCCUCUAUACAGAGCUUGUGCGUCGCAACAUGAACGAUCGCAGCACCAACGAGCGUGCUGGGCGACGAUUCUGUCUUCAAGAACUGGCAGAUAUCUACGCAACGCGCGCCGGGUGGAUCGAUCUACCCCCGGGCGAUGACAAGGAGGCGUUCCGCCGGCUGCUGCAGGCGUUUUCCACCACGGGAGACACCACUCUACUCGUUGUUCCGGCUGCACAACUCCCAGAAGGGCUAGGAGCGCUGGCCUUGGACCCUCACACCGAUCUACUCGCUGGCCAUCCCCUGAACGUAUCCUACGGCUGCAUCUUGAAGCCCUACCCGGAGUUUGAUACCCAGGGCCAGCGAGUGUUGAUACUGGUGACGUCUGCCAACCCCCUUCUCCCGGGCGACGACCCAGAGAACCCGAACCCCGGACUGAUGCAGCACAAUGUCUGUGGGCACGGCAUACUGCACCCAGCAGGAGUCAUUAACAACAGUGAUGCGCGGUGGUACAUCUCGCCGACGUUCAUCGGUGAUCUGGGAUAUGUGGCUUUUCAGAUGAUGACCGAAGAGGGUGGACAAAGGGAUGCAAGGCUCGCGCCAGAUCUUUCCAAGCUCACGUUUGGAGGUGUUGUCGAUGUCAAGCUCGAUGUCAAGGAGGAGACCAAUGAACUUGUGUGCAAUGCCAAGGAGCUGACAUUCACCGCAGCGUCGGUGACCUCAGCCGAUAUCACGUUAAUUGCCAGCUCAAUUACCGUGGACGAGAAGGCCGAAACCGUCACGUUCAAGUUCCCUUCUCCAAUCGAGGCGGGUUCGUCCGCGGUCCUCCAUGUGGAGUACUCAGGAAUUCAUAACGACAAAAUGGUCGGCUUCUUCCACACUAACUACACCGACGAAGCUGGUAACAAAAAGUUCUUGGUUGCCACUCAUUUGCAAGCGACGUACUGUAGACAAGUCCUACCCUGUUGGGAUGAGCCUAAUCUCAAAUCGACUUUCGAGGUCAUUCUGGUUGUUGAUGACCAUUUGACGGCUCUUUCAAACAUGCAUGUAAUCCGUGAGAUGAAGGUGGAAACGGGUGGCGCGACGAAGAAGGCCGUCUACUUUGCCACUACUCCGCUCAUGAGCACAUAUUUUCUUGCGUUCGCUGUCGGCGAGUUGGAGUACAUUGAAGGUACAGCGAACCCACCGGCACCCUCCGACGCCGUUCCGGUGCUCUGCCGUAUCUACGCGACCCCCGGUAACAAAGUUAAAUGUCACUUCAGUCUCGACGUCUGCGUCCGCACACUUGAGUUCUUCUCCGAGUACUUCGACAUCGCCUAUCCUUUACGAAAAAUGGAUUUCAUUGCCGUUCCGGGUCUCCCUGGUGCCAUGGAAAACUGGGGCCUGGUGACGUAUGGAGAAAUGGCGCUCUUUGUCGAUGAGACGCUGACGAGUAGUCGGAUGAAACAAAUGAUCACAUCGCUUAUUGGACACGAACUCGCACAUCAAUGGUUCGGAAACCUCACGACGAUGGACUGGUGGUCGGAUCUAUGGCUCAACGAGGGAUUUGCAACAUUUGCUGGGUGGACUGCGACCAACCAUCUCUUUCCUGAGUGGAAGGUCUGGAGCCAGUUCCUUGCUGACGACUAUGCAGCUGGGAAGAAUAUGGAUGCACUCGAAAGCAGUCAUCCUAUUGCGGUGGAAGUGAAUAGCCCCUCCGAGAUCUCAAGCGUUUUUGACGCCAUAACCUACUCCAAAGGGGCGUCCGUCGUGAGGAUGUUAGAUGCCUAUUUGGGUCCGGCCAUUUUCCGGAACGGCAUCCGCGAGUAUCUGAAGAAAUAUCAGAUGGCGAACGCCACAACGGCCGAACUGUGGUAUGCCUUAUUCGCCGCCUCUGGGUGCGAUGUCGCAUCUCUUAUGAAAGAAUGGACGUGCGACGUCGGGUAUCCGGUUGUACAAGUCGUGUCCGAAUCUGUUGAUACGGUGAAAGGAGAGCUAAGCUUGGAACUGGAACAGAGUCGUUUUCUGUCCUCCGGCCAUCCGGCGGGCAGCAUGAAGGAGGAUUCAAUUUGGUGGAUCCCGUUAUUGAUCACAACGCAUCUCGACUCCCGCGCGCCGACGCAAAACAUUCUCUCUGAAAGAAAGGCGACCGUCACCAUACCGUAUAGCCAGGGUGGCGACUCCUUCUGGAAGCUCAAUCAGGACUCCAUCGGGUUCUAUUGCGUGAACCUGACGGCGGAGCAACUUGCACGGCUCGCCACGGUCAUCCGAGAUUCGCCGGACUCUCUCACCGUCGAGGACAAAUGGGGAGUGUUGUCCGACGCUUUCGCCCUCGCACUUGCUGGGCAAGGGAGCACCGUCGGCGCCCUCGAGCUGCUGAAGAGCUUCGAAUUCGAGGAAGACUACACCGUUCUCAAGGAAGUGGCUUCUCGCAUCGAUGCCGUGUUGGGGGCAUGGGUCGAAGAGGCGGAUGAGGUCAUCAACGGCUUGAAGGCCAUCAAGGGGUCCAUAUUUUCGCCAAAGUUUGGCCCCCUCGGUAUGGACUAUCCCGCGGGGGAGGACCAUAUGAUUUCGAUGAAGCGGACCCUUGUCAUCGAAAGCGCCGCCCGUGCGGGUGAUGCGGAUGUCAUUUCGGCGUUGAGAGAUCGGUUCGAGCGGCUCGUUGCCGGCGACGAAUCUGCUCUGUCCCCGAAUCUUCGUCUUAUCGCUUUCGAGAUGGCCAUCUACCAUUCUUCAAACCCGGUCGAGGACUUUGAGUCUGUAUUGAAGAUUUUCCAAACGGCCCGAGCACCCGAUCAGCGAGCGUUCGCUCUUCGUGCCCUCGGAUGCACCGGCGAUGAACGUCUGGUGGAUCGACUUUUGAAUGAUAUCGUUCUGGAUGCAGACGUUGUGCAAGUGCACGAGGGGUACAUUCCCCUGGUGGCGCUCGCCAAUAAAAACCCCAACAGUCGAGUCGCUCGACGCAAGCUCUGGGAGUUUGGCACUACAAAGUGGGAUACCAUAUACGCCCGAUACAAGGAGAUCGUUCCAUUGCUUGCAGACAUGUUCGUCACCUGCUUCUCUGCGCAGGUGGGGGAGAAUGUCACCCACACGGUUCAAGACUGGAUCUCAGGGAAGGGCUUGGAUGGUGAUGCUCGCGAGAAGCGUGUGACGGAGGUGAACGCAAUCAAAAGACCCGUGGAACAAGCGCUGGAAAGCGUGCAGCACAAAACCGCCUGGGUGAAGAGAGACGGACCGAGUGUUGCUCGUUGGAUCAAAGCGCAGGCCGGCAGUAGUUGA